AUCUUUUAUUUAGCAUUCAAAAUAUUGUUUUGGCGAGAGCCUGCGUCUUUGUUAUUGUCGAAUAUUCAAUUUUUACGGAACGCGAAGAUGCUCUGAGGAGGCAGACGCCGGGUCUUUAUUUACAGCAGGAAGUCCGAAAAUAGAUGUGUUCUACGAGCUUUCAGGCGCUACGUGAGGUCCAGCAUCAGCGGAAUCUUCAGUUGGUCUACGACAACCGGUGGAGAAUUGUUAAACCUUGAAGAUGGAAUUCGCAACUAGAAAUGAAGCCAUCGACUCCUUCACAUCCGGAGAUCAGCGAGUUGAUGUCAUUGGCUACGUAGAAACAAUAAUUGAGAAACCCCCGACGCCAAUGGACAAUGUUCGGGUGAUGUUCACGUUGAACAAUAACCGCGGCAGAACACUUCUUAUAUGCGUUUGGAAUCAGGCGAGCAAAAUUCAUCCAGAAUGGAUCAAACCAAAUGCGAUUCUCCACAUUAUCAACGCCAGAUGCAAAAUAUUCGACGUUCCUUUCGUUCGUGACAACAUUAAUUCGCGAAUCAAUGGUGAGGCCUUCGAAAUUCACGUCAAUCAUCCCACUUCGAUCAUCAAAAAAAUCGGUGAUUUCAAUCCCGAGGAGUUGCCGAAGACAGUGCCUCCUACCAUCUUAUGGAAUCAAAUUCGUGAGUCUGAUGGACAGCUCGUACGUCUCAAGGGAUUUGUCAAGGGUGAAUUUGCAAAACUGAAACACUGCACUUAUGGAUCUAUCACUGAUGGCCGCAAGAAACUUAACAUUGUCCUGACAAACACUGAUGACAUUCAGCAUUUCAAAAUUGGUGAUCUUAUUGAGGUUGAGGGCACCAUCAACAUGAAGGGAUAUCGUGCCAAAUGGUACGGACGUGAUCCACCAGGAAUUGAGUUGAACGAGGCUUCGAAAAUCAAGAAGGUCGAUGUGGAUUUAUCUCUGCUUGAGGUCCUCUCCAUGGAUAUUACUCAAUAUCCUUAGAAGCCGACGGAAAACAUUUCGAGGAGUAAAUAAUGGCUUUCACCAGGACAUCUCAUAUGAAUAACCGUUUUGAACCUGAGGAUGCCUUCCUCAUUUAUGUCAUUUUUUAAGCCCUAGAUUGGUCUAGCAAUUCAUGAAAAACGAUACGCUGCAACCGCUUCUUCAUAGGAUGACCAGUCUACAACUAUUAUUAUUUUAUACCGAAUGAAAGUGUGUGUGAAUACCUAAUGAAUUUAAUUAAUCAAUAAAUGUUUUGUAUCAAAA
Diachasmimorpha longicaudata is the source of this 1246-nucleotide messenger RNA. RefSeq lists its product as uncharacterized. Lineage: Eukaryota; Metazoa; Arthropoda; Insecta; Hymenoptera; Braconidae. The coding region runs from base 242 to 982 and encodes 246 amino acids. The record is from RefSeq and is a predicted model, not a curated record. The transcript has 6 exons.